Cotesia glomerata is the source of this 931-nucleotide messenger RNA. RefSeq lists its product as uncharacterized. The transcript is spliced from 2 exons. The coding region runs from base 184 to 873 and encodes 229 amino acids. Lineage: Eukaryota; Metazoa; Arthropoda; Insecta; Hymenoptera; Braconidae. The record is from RefSeq and is a predicted model, not a curated record.
ACUUUAAUAAUAAUACUUAAAUAAACGUUACACAAGUGUUGGCCACAUACAUUAUUUUAUUUUUUGGCGUCUAUGACGUAAAAGUGUCAUAUAUAAGUGUAGGUUGCUUCAAGCUAUCCAGUCAAUUGAUAAUUGUCAAUUAUACCUAACGCAUCGUAUCCAAGUGGAAAGUUAUUAGUUGCGAUGAUCGCUAUUGCUAUUAUUUGUCUAGCAGUUAUUGCUAGUACCUCUUCUCAGCAAAUAUCUCAAAAUUCAGGAUACAAUGGACCAGCUGUAAGUAUUAUCAACUCCCCGGAAUUCAAAAGAUACUUAACAAUGAAGGGAUUGAAACCAUUGGACAGUUUCAACCCUGAUGAUAGUCCAAGCCAAGAAAAACCCAACCCAGCUCAAAUUUUAGAGAGCUUACAAAAAAGUUUUAACGCUUCCCGAGACGAACUGUAUGAAUCCGUCGAUAAUUACUUAGUGGGAAUAGUAAGGGAAUUUAAGGAAUAUAUUAUUAAUUUCCUGGGAAAUAUCGGCUCGUUUGUGGAGCAAAAUCAGUAUGAAUUAGGCAACAAUACAAUCAAAGCAGUCGAUCAAGCACUUCAAGCUAAAUAUGCUUCUUUUGUCUCUGAUUUGAUGCUUGCUACUGACAACGCUGUCGAGGAUUACAACACAAAAGUUGCGGCUAUCACUCAGAAAUUGGAACGUAAAUUGGCGGAGUUGAACGAAAGAGCAGAGGCCGCUUUAGGAGGAGGAAAUAAUGGUGCCACGCCUGUUUUGGACACUCAAAAACCGACAAAUAAUAGACCCAGCACGUUUACUGAUUUUAAUGAUAGCAAGAUAAAUUUGCAUAGUGAAGGCGAAAGUAAACUGCGUUUACCUGAUAUAUAAUUUUGCUGUCGAUAAAUGUUCUUUAAGGUUUAUUGACAAUAAAUUUUACGCUUGAUUU